Messenger RNA from Cylindrotheca closterium, 2889 nucleotides. Lineage: Eukaryota; Bacillariophyta; Bacillariophyceae; Bacillariales; Bacillariaceae. The record is from the annotation of a GenBank genome assembly.
AUGCCACCCUCCAAUAGCAACGAAACUUACUGUACAUUCACCCUAGCUGGUGAUGUCACCGCUGGUGGCUUGCCUUCGGAAGCCGAGAUUGCGAAGGACUUGGAAAAUUCCGAUGAUAACGUCAAGAAACACGCCUUGAAAGCUGCCAUCAUGGCCAUGCUUGGAGGAGAGGCGAUGCCUCGUAUUUUGAUGCAAGUGAUCCGAUUUUGCAUCAACUCGGAUGACAAGCAAUUGAAGAAACUGUGUAUGCUGUAUUGGGAAGUUGUUCCCAAAUACCAAGACAUGACUAGUGACGAACUUAUGCAAAAAGCAGCGGGGCAACAGGUCUCCCGAAAGCUACUUCCAGAAAUGAUUCUGGUGUGCAAUGCGCUGAUGAACGAUUUGAAUCAUCCCAACGAGUUUGUCCGAGGAAGUAUGCUGCGAUUCUUGUGCAAAAUCACGGACGAGGAAAUCUUGGGACCUCUAAUUCCUUCCAUCAAGGCUUGUCUGACUCAUAGACACGCCUAUGUGCGAAAAAAUGCUGCUUUGACUGUCUUUCACGCCCACAAGCUUCAUGGAGAUCACUUGUUGCCUGAUGGGUCAGAUCUCAUUGCCGAAUUCAUUGCUUCAGAGACAGAUACUGCUUCUCGUCGCAAUGCCUUCUUGAUGCUUCUUCACGAGAACGAGCCACUUGCCUUUGAGUUUUUGGGACAACACAUGGGAGAUGGUAUUUCCAAGUUUGGGGACGGGUUUUCUCUCCUUGUCUUGGAAUUAACUCGUCGUGUUUGCCGAAAGGACCCAACCCAAAAGUCUAGAUUCGUUCGUGUCCUGUUCCACCUUUUGGGAUCGGAAUCUGCUGCUGUCAGUUACGAGGCUUCCUGGACAUUGAUAAGUCUUUCCAAUUCACCUACUGCCGUUCGAGCUGCCGCUGUCACAUACUCCAACCUUUUGAAUGGACAAACCGAUAACAACGUCCAACUUAUUGUCUUGGAUCGUUUGGAGGCCCUUCAAUCGACACACGCAAAGAUUGUGCAAGAGCUUUUGAUGGAUAUCAUGAGAGCACUUUCCAGUCCCAACCCAGACAUUUGCGAAAAGGUUCUCAAGAUUGCAAUGGACAAUGUAAACUCUCGAAACGUGGAAUCCGUCAUCACUGCUUUGAAGAGAGAAUUGCAAAAGGCUCUUGGUGACGAUGAUGAAAAGAGCAUGGCAGUAAGACAUCUAUUGGUCGAUGCCAUUCACGAGUGCGCCAAGAAGUUCCCACAUGUUGCCGAAUCCGUUGUUGGUCUUUUGAUGGAAUUAUUGUCCUCUACCGAGAGAACAUCUUUUCAAGUCGCCAUGUUUGUCCGUGCCAUUAUUCAAGAGCACGCUCCACUUCGUGCAACUCUUCUUCCAAAAUUAGUCGACUCUCUUGGAGACAUUACUUCCCCUCCAGUCAUGUGCAUUGUCUUGUGGAUCUUGGGUGAAUAUACUACACCUGAGAAUGCCCAAGAGACCUUUGAUGAUAUUGUCAAGGAAGUCGGUUCCACGCCAUUCGCUGUUGCCGAGGAACCUAAAGAUACGCCUGCAAGCGAGGAGCCAAAGCUUGUUACCAAAAAUGUGGUCCUUUCGGAUGGAACAUAUGCAACGCAAACUUCCUACUCGUCGCCCAAGCCUGUUGAGAUUAAUGACAAUAUGCCCAAGUUACGCAAGAUGAUUGUUGCCAACGGGGACAUCUUUGUCGCCGAAACCUUGGUCUCCAGUUUGACCAAACUUGUAUUGACUUUCCCUGCUGCUGACAAGGCACGCACUGCAAAAACUGUUUUGAUUCUGUGUGCUGUCACCAAGCUUGCGGAAACGAACCGCGCCCCCAAUGUUGCUCAACGCUCUAGUUAUUCGGACUGCCGGGAACGCUGCUCUCUAUGCUGCAGAAUCUUGUUGGACCCCAAGACAAGAGAUCUAUUGAAGCCCAUCUUGCUCGAGGACGGUAAGAAGCAACUGGGACUCUACUUGUCCAAGGUUGCCGAAUCCGCUCCUAAGAAGACCAAGAAGGAAGACGCAUCCAAGACAGCCGCACAAGCUGACGAUUUGAUCCACUUCCGUCAAUUGAAGAGCAUGACCGUCAGUGGUGGAGAUGUUGAUCUUGAUGACGGUUCGGAUCUUGCUCGGGCCACUGGCUACGACAAGAACACCAGCAUCUGGGACAAGGAUAACUCUCACUGCUACCCGUUGAGUGGUUUCGCAGAUCCUGUCUACGCUGAAGCUAUUGUCACUGUUCAUGAUUACGAUAUCAUAUUGGAGAUUCUUGUCAUCAACCGAACCGCCAACACCCUUGCUGAUUUAACUGUCGAACUCUCCACAAUGGGAGAUAUGAAGAUUGUCGAACGUCCCCAAUCAAAUACCAUCGGCCCAAUGGACCAAAAGACUAUUCGGGCGUCCAUCAAGGUUUCAAGUACGGAAACUGGACACAUCUUCGGGAGUAUCGUCUACAAGGAUAUGGUUUCUCAAGAGCAGAAGUUGAUCCACCUCAAUGAUAUCCACAUGGAUAUCAUGGACUACAUUCGACCUGCUACUUGCAGUGAAGAGCUUUUCCGAAGCAUGUGGGCAGAAUUCGAAUGGGAGAACAAGGUUGCUAUCGCUACCAGUAUUACUUCAUUGAAGGAUUUCUUGGAGCACAUUGUCACAUCCACGAAGAUGAAGUGCCUCACUGCUCCGCCUGGCGAAGGAGACACAUCCACAUUCCUGGCUGCAAAUUUGUAUGCAAGAAGUGUGUUUGGAGAAGACGCCCUUGUUAAUGUUUCUGUUGAAAAGAAGGAGGAUAAUGACGGCAAGCUUGCUGGUUACAUCCGUAUCCGGUCGAAGACCCAAGGAAUUGCCUUGAGUUUGGGAGAUCGGAUCACUUCCGUCCAAAGAGGCAUACCGCAAAAGCAAUAA